AUGGCCGCGGCCGCAGACGUCGGCGCCGGCGGGACGACCGUCGAGGACCUCCACGGCGACGUGCUCACGCGGAUCCUCCGGCGGCUGGACGGGCCGUCCCUCGCCGCCGCCGGCUGCGCCACUGCCCGCCUCCGGGAGCUCGCCGACCAGCCCGACCUGUGGGAGGAGCUCUGCAAAUCAACCUGGCCGUCGCUCCGCCACCGCCGCCUCCGGCCGAUGCUCGCCGUCGCCCCGCGGACCUUCUUCUCCGACGCAUACACCUUCCCAGGAGGCCGUGGCGACGCCGGGGAAGGCCCGGCGGUGGGGGAGCCGCCGCCUCCCAGGCUGCUCUCCGCGGUAGACCUGUUCCACAGAGGGAAGCUCGUCUUCUCCACGUUGGUGGAGACGGACACUAGGAGCUCCUGGUUCCUCGGCUCGCCCUUCCGGGUCGAGGCCCUCGCCGGCGGCGGCGCCGGGCCGGUGUCGGUGGGGGAUCUGAGACUGAGCUGGAUAAUUAUCGACGACAUUCGCAGGCGGGCGGUGAACCUGUCCAGCCGGCGGCCGGUGGCGGUGCAGCGGCGGUGGUACGCGGGGACGACGCACGUCCGGUUCGCCACCGUGCUGGGCCGAGGAAACGCCGCCGCCGCCGCCGUGGUGGCCUGCGAGCAGGCGGCGAUGGCACCGCUGGAGGUCAGCCUGUGCGUGGAGGACGCUGACGGAGUCUGCCUCAGCGGAAAGGAGAGCCUGACGAUGCUACGGGGGGUGCUCGCCGGAGAGAGAAAGCACGGCGGCGGAGCGGCGGAGGAGGAGGCCCGCGCCGCCUACGCCGGCUUCGUCGCGCGGCGGCGGGCGGGGAAGGAGCAGACGGCCACGAGGGAGCGCCGCCGCGACCUGUGCUGCGUCGUCUUCGGGUUCUUCCUCCUCGUCUUCCUCGCCGCCCUCGUUCUCCGGUAA
Spirodela intermedia is the source of this 933-nucleotide messenger RNA. NCBI's taxonomy places the organism in Eukaryota, Viridiplantae, Streptophyta, Magnoliopsida, Alismatales, Araceae. The record is from the annotation of a GenBank genome assembly.